AUGUAUUCGGAAGUUCUGGCUCGCUAUGAUCCUCGAAAGGAAACCAUAGUCGCUGCUGAUGCCUCUUCUAUCAGAGUUGGAGCAGUGCUUAUCCAGAUUCAGGAGGACGGGGACCGUCGUCCCGUCUAUUAUGCUUCUCGCACUCUAUCAGAAACAGAGAAGCGGUACGCAGUCAUCGAGAAAGAAGCCCUAGCAGCGACCUGGGUCUGUGAGAGGUUCUCGGAUUACAUCACCGGAUUGCAGUUUACGUUAGAGACAGAUCACAAACCUCUCACAACACUGUUCAACACAACUGAGUUGAGCAAGAUGCCUCCACGCAUACUGAGGUUUUGGUUGCGACUCAUGAGGUUUAACCCACACGUCGUCCAUGUCCCUGGAAAGCAACAGCUUGCCGCAGAUGCACUGUCUCGCGCUCCUGUUGGUAAACCGGAUGGAGACGAUCACAAUCUUGUAGAGGAAGUAGAGAGCUAUACAAACGAGAUGUUGGGUACAUUACCUGUAACUACAAACGGCUUGCAGGAAAUACGGGCAGCUCAGAAAGCAGAUGAAGAAUGUUCUCUAAUCCACAAGUAUUGUGUAAAUGGUUGGCCUACCUAUAGGCCCCACCAGCCGCUAAUGCGACCAUACUGGGAGGCACAGAGCCACCUAGCAGUUGUGGAUGAGAUCUUGUUAUAUGACAAUCGAAUUGGUAUUCCGAGAGCCCUGAGGUUGGAUAUCCCUGACUGCAUCCACACUGGUCACCUAGGGAUAACUAAGUGUAGAGCAAGAGCACGUGACUCAGUCUGGUGGCCUGGACUGUCAACUGCUAUUCAAGAGAUGAUUUCUAAGUGUAAUACUUGUGCAAAGGUGAGACAAGACCAGAAAGAACCACUCAUGUCGAGUUCUUUCCCUUCACGCCCAUGGGAACGGCUCGGUAUGGAUCUCUUCGACUUUCAAGGGAAAAUCUAUCUUCUUGUUGUUGACUACUAUUCUCGUUGGUUGGAGAUUAAAAGACUUCACAGUCAGACGUCUGACUACGUUAUUAAUAUCCUCAAGCGAAUGGCGAAGCCGAGCGGGCAGUGCGUACUGCAAAGGAGAUUUUGAAGAAGAACCAAGACCCUUAUCUUGCCCUUCUAUCGUAUCACUCGACACCCCUACAAAAUGGUUUGUCGCCAAGCCAGCUCCUUAUGGGUCGCCGACUGAAGACACAGCUACCCGUUCUCCCAGAUACAUUGAAACCGAAGGACCUUACUUUUGAGUUGGAGAGGGUGGUAUCCAAGGAAAAGUCCUACCGUAGAGCACAAGAAACCAAUUUCAACCGUAGGCAUAGGGCAAGAGAACUGCCCACCUUUGACACUGGAGAUGCAGUAUGGGUCAAGGAUCAAAGUAAGCAAGGUGAGAUCCUUUCUUCCACCCAGUAUCCCAGAUCCUACCUUGUGAAGACUGACAAGGGAAUUCUUAGGCGUAAUCGAUCUGCCUUAGUCUCCAUUACCGAAGGGAGUCAAGAAACGGAACCUACCCGUCCAGAACAAACUGUUGAUACCCCCCAACCCAGCAACCUGUGCCACCACAUACGCCACCCAUAG
Paramuricea clavata is the source of this 1565-nucleotide messenger RNA. The record is from the annotation of a GenBank genome assembly. Lineage: Eukaryota; Metazoa; Cnidaria; Anthozoa; Malacalcyonacea; Plexauridae.